AUGACGGACGCAAGACGAGAGCUAGAGGGGACGACGAAACGACAAUCCAAGGAUCUCGAAAGCGCAGUGAAAGAGUACCGUCGGCGAUAUGAAAUACCGCCGCCUCCCCAUUUCGACAAAUGGUUCGAAUUCGCGAGAUCCAAGAACGUCCAGCUCAUCGACGAAUUUGACACGAUAUACAAUCUCAUCACACCAUUCUGGGGACUAAAACCGAAAACUAUUCGAGACCGAGCCAAAGAGGCACUAGGAAAUGACAACGCACUCAUCGGCGUUGCCAUACGCAACCACCAGAUUUCACACAUGGAAGGCGGCAUGGAAUGGCAGCGCAAUGCUACGCAAGGCAUGCUAGACGGCUUCCUGAAGUACUUGCCCGAUAUGGACCUCGCAUUCAACAUCCACGACGAGCCGAGAGUUAUCGUCCCCCAUGACGAUCUAACGAGGCUUGUGAAAAAGGCCAAGACGGAGAAUAUGCCCGCGUCAAACUCGGUCAAGAGGCCCACGAAUGAUUUUUCCAAGACGUCCCCUGAGCUGAGCGACAAGAUGAUAUUCGAACAAGUCAAGCACUCGAGGUUCAAUUCGUUUAGCCGACAAGCAACCUGGACUCAUUCGAGAAUGUCAUGCCCCCCGGAGAGCCCUGCCAGAAUUCUAGAGGAAGAUGAGCGAUGGGACGACCUUAGCCAGUACGGUGUUAGCGAACUUGGCUUCGUGUACAACUCCACGGCCAUGGCGGACAUAUGUUUCAGUCCCUCGCUCAGCUCGACAUAUGGCUUCUUUGACAGGCCAAAUACAUAUAAAGUAGUGCAUGACCUCUUUCCCAUCUUCUCGCAGUCCAAGAUCUCUUCAUACAAUGACAUCAUUUACCCUUCGCCGUGGUACUGGUACGACAAGGUCAAGUACAAGGAAGAAGAGGAUAUGCCCUGGGACGAAAAGGACAGCAAGUUAUACUGGCGGGGUUCCACGACGGGCGGUUUUAGUCGCGACGGCGGUUGGAGGAGACAGCACCGUCAACACUUUGUCAAGAAGAUUAAUGCUGGAGGACAGGCAAAGAUUGUCAAAAACCAGGGGAGUCAGAGUAGGCCAAAGUGGGCGGUAACCGAGGUCUCUCGCGCCGAUUACAGCACUCUCACGGACGUUUCAUUCUCUCAUAUUGGUCAGUGCGAUGAGGGAGACUGCAAGGCGCAGCAGGCCUUUUUCAACGUUUCGUCUCGUGUGAAUCAAACCGAUGCCUGGGGAUACAAGUACCUCCUGGAUAUGGAUGGAAAUGCCUUCUCAGGCAGGUUUUUAGCAUUUUUACAAAGCAUGAGCCUGACAUUCAAGUUCGCCUUGUUUCGGGAAUGGCAUAACGAAUGGCUUAAGCCGUGGGUUCAUUAUGUCCCGCUGAGCUUGCAAGGUGAUGACUGGCUCGAGACUGUGCGGUUCUUCAAUGAGAGCAGUUUGGGUGCGGAGGACGGGAAGAACAUGGCGAUGGAGAGCCGAGAGUGGGCAGCGAAGACGAUGAGGAAGGAGGACAUGGAGGUUUGGUUUUUCAGGUUACUACUUGAGUGA
Molecule: messenger RNA, 1545 nt
Organism: Metarhizium brunneum ARSEF 3297
Lineage: Eukaryota; Fungi; Ascomycota; Sordariomycetes; Hypocreales; Clavicipitaceae
Product: Beta-1,2-xylosyltransferase 1
Source: RefSeq, a predicted model, not a curated record